AUGGAUUCUCAGAGGGAACCUAGAUCUCAUCAGUCUUUGAAUAGGCAAGGCUCUCUCUAUAGCUUAACACUCGACGAGGUCCAAACCCACUUGGGGAGUUCUGGUAAAGCGCUUGGAAGUAUGAAUCUUGACGAGCUUCUCAAGAGUGUUUGUUCUGUUGAAGGUAAUCAGCCAUCUUCCUUGGCAGCUCAUGAAGGUCUCUCUCGUCAGGGGAGUUUGACUUUUCCGCGGGAUCUAAGCAAAAAGACAGUUGAAGAGGUCUGGAAAGACAUUCAGCAGGACAAGAAUGGAGGUGGUAGUGGUCAUGAGAGGAGAGAUAAGCAGCCUACCUUGGGGGAAAUGACCCUUGAGGACUUGUUGUUGAAAGCAGGAGUGGUUACUGAGACAGUUCCUGGGAAUGGUAGUGCUGGUAUGGAGCAAAACAUAGCUCAGGUUGCCCCAUGGGUUCAGUAUCAUCAGCUUCCGUCAAUGCCACAGCCUCAAUCAUUCAUGCCGUAUCCGGUUGCAGACAUGCAAACAAUGGUGUCUCAGUCUUCUUUGAUGGGUGGUUUAUCAGAUACGCAAACUCCAGGGAGGAAGAGGGUAGCUUCAGGGGAAGUUGUGGAGAAGACUGUAGAGAGGAAACAGAAGAGGAUGAUUAAGAACAGAGAGUCUGCAGCUCGUUCUCGAGCUAGGAAACAGGCUUACACUCAUGAGCUAGAAAUCAAAGUUUCACGGUUAGAAGAAGAAAACGAAAGACUCAGGAGGCAAAAGGAGGUAGAGAAGAUCCUCCCAAGUGCACCACCACCACUUGAUCCCAAGAGGCAGCUGCGGAGGACUAGCUCAGCUCCUUUCUGA
Brassica napus (rape) is the source of this 837-nucleotide messenger RNA. RefSeq names its product ABSCISIC ACID-INSENSITIVE 5-like protein 2. Gene Ontology annotation, cellular component: nucleus. Bases 1 to 837 code for a protein of 278 amino acids. Gene Ontology annotation, biological process: positive regulation of DNA-templated transcription. Gene Ontology annotation, molecular function: DNA-binding transcription factor activity. The record is from RefSeq and is marked provisional. The transcript is spliced from 3 exons. Lineage: Eukaryota; Viridiplantae; Streptophyta; Magnoliopsida; Brassicales; Brassicaceae.